Vanderwaltozyma polyspora DSM 70294 is the source of this 1194-nucleotide messenger RNA. RefSeq names its product Mfm1p (gene MFM1). The record is from RefSeq and is a predicted model, not a curated record. The transcript has a single exon. Gene Ontology annotation, biological process: mitochondrial magnesium ion transmembrane transport. The coding region runs from base 1 to 1194 and encodes 397 amino acids. NCBI's taxonomy places the organism in Eukaryota, Fungi, Ascomycota, Saccharomycetes, Saccharomycetales, Saccharomycetaceae. Gene Ontology annotation, cellular component: mitochondrial inner membrane. Gene Ontology annotation, molecular function: magnesium ion transmembrane transporter activity.
AUGUUUAGGAGCGCUUUUAGAUCAUUUCGAGGUGGCAGAAUAAUGCCCUUCAGAUGUGGUAACCUUCGACAGAUCUCUUCAGAAAUUAAACCCAAAAUAUCAGUUCCUGAUACAAUGGCUCUACUGAUACAGAAGAAUUUAAUUCAGAAGAAUAAUUCAUUGUAUAAUUAUGGGACUGGCACCGUUCGAUGCACAAUUUUCGAUGAGAAGGGGAGAGUUAUCGUAUCUUCCAUGGAUAUGAAAAGAGAAGACCUAGUUAUCCAACAUGCACUAUUACCAAGAGAUUUAAGAAAGAUAGAGAAAAGUGGGAAUCUAGAUUUGGUUUCGACAAUAUUGGUCAGGAGAAAUGGUAUCCUAGUAAAUUUAUUAAAUAUCAAAGCAUUAAUAAAAUCUGAUGGUGUUAUUAUCUUCGACAAUGGUGGUUCAAAUUUACCAUUAGAUUCGAAGACGCAGUUGGACUUGAUAAGUGACUUACAGUUAAGACUCUCUAGUUAUUACCAACUGGAGAUGCAAGGUGACGAACUACCUUAUGAAUUCAGGGCUCUGGAAGCUAUAUUCAUAUCUGCAUUGUCAAGUUUAACGAGGGAGAUGAAAGUAUUAAAUACAAUAAGCAAAAGUAUUCUUCAAGAUCUGGAAUACAAAAUCACCAAGAAUAAACUUAGACUAUUAUUAGUACAAAAUAAAAAAUUAACUAUAUUCCAUAAAAAGGCAUUACUAGUAAGAGAAAUGAUAGAUAAUUUACUAGAGCAAGAUGAUGAUUUAUGUUCAAUGUAUUUGACAGAUAAGCAUUGCGGAAAAGAAAGAGUCGAAGAUGACCAUACAGAGAUAGAGAUGCUUUUAGAGACGUAUUACAGUCAUAUAGAUGAAAUUGUGCAAAAAGCAGAGAGUUCAAUCUCUAACGUUAAGACAACAGAGGAAAUUAUUAACAUUAUCUUAGAUUCGAAUAGAAACCAAUUGAUGUUAUUGGGUAUCAAAUUUAGCAUGGGUAUGCUAUCGUUAGGAGGUGCGAUAUUUUUGGGGUCCCUCUACGGUAUGAAUUUGGAAAAUUUCAUAGAAGAAACAGAUUACGGAUUUGGAUUAGUUACAGUUAUAAGUUUGUUCAGCUUGAUAUUCCUGUUCAAACUGAAUAUCAAAAGUUUAAGAAGUUUACAGAAACUAUCCCUUUUCGGCAGAGACAAACCUAAAAUUAAAUAA